Acanthoscelides obtectus is the source of this 490-nucleotide messenger RNA. The record is from the annotation of a GenBank genome assembly. Lineage: Eukaryota; Metazoa; Arthropoda; Insecta; Coleoptera; Chrysomelidae.
GUCGACAAUAAAGACAACCAAAGAUAAUUUCUACUUAUUCAAAUAUGGAUAGUCAUCUACAAAUAGUAUCGACAAUAAAAUGGAAUAGAAAAAUAUGCUAUGAUUUGCUUGUGGAAUAACGCUUUCGUGGUUUCACUUCAAAAAGUUUAAUCUUUUCAAAUAAAACAUUGGAAUACUGAAAGAUGUAUAGAAAGGACGAGUUUGAUGGACUAACAUUAUGAAACAUGAAAAAUCAUCAGCAAACAUACCACAUCAUUCCACAAGUUAUAUUUUCAAAAAAGCUGCAUGAACAGGAUACUACGGUAUUUAGGUCCACAACACACCUAAGAUCUGAGGAAACUGAACAAUCCAUUCCUGAUCCGGUUUCGAAGACGCUGUCUUGCACAUGCUACUCUAAUACUUCUAGCAACCAUGGGAAAUGAGGCUGCAGCCAUUAUCAGAACCAUCUUCACUGCAAUCAAUCCACCGAAUACCAGCAUCUGGAGCGCGG